AUGUCUCUCAAGAACGACGCUUUCCCUUCUUCUGCCGCCUUCGACGCCAUCAACUCGACUCUACAGGCUGAUGCUGCCGAGCGCAAAGAGGCCAUCAACAAGGCUAAAGCGGUCGUCGCUUUCAACAUCAAGAACGACAAGGGCCAAGAAGAGAGCUGGUAUCUCGACCUCAAGGACAAGGGUGUCGUGGGCAAGGGUGCUGCUCCCGAGGGAGGAAAGGCCGAUGGUGAGUUCAAUCAGCUUCUGCACCAAAUAAUGUAUCCGAUACUGAUGAGGCAUCGAUGUUAUGGCAGUGACUCUUUCCCUUUCGGAUACCGACUUCAGUGCCCUCGUAAGCGGCAAGGCCAACGCUCAGAGACUUUUCAUGGGUGGGAAGCUCAAGAUUAA
Messenger RNA from Aspergillus luchuensis, 387 nucleotides. RefSeq lists its product as uncharacterized. The transcript is spliced from 2 exons. The record is from RefSeq and is a predicted model, not a curated record. Bases 1 to 387 code for a protein of 128 amino acids. Lineage: Eukaryota; Fungi; Ascomycota; Eurotiomycetes; Eurotiales; Aspergillaceae. Gene Ontology annotation, cellular component: cytosol.